GCAGCCGUCAUGUCUCUACAGGCUGACUUCGACAAGAUUUCAGCAGAAGUGAGAAAGCUGAAAGCAAGGCCAGAUGAUGAAGAGCUUAAAGAACUCUAUGGACUCUACAAACAGUCCAUCAUUGGAGACAUCAACAUUGGUUGUCCAGUCUUGUUAGAUAUGAAAGGCAAAAUUAAAUGGGAAGCAUGGAACCUCAAAAAAGGGUUGUCGAAAGAAGAUGCCAUGAGUGCCUACAUUUCUAAGGCAAAAGAGCUGAUAGAAAAAUAUGGAAUUUAGAAUUCAGCAGAUGAGAAAGUUCUCCUUUUGAAGCCUCCAUCAUGUUACUAUGAUCUAACACUUAGGGGAGCAGUGCACCAAAACACUUUCAGUAUCAUGAAUCUUUCUGCUACUCAUCUAAAUUGUAAUCAUGAAUUAAAGACAUGCCAUAUUUAAUGAAUACAUUUUAAAAUUUUAAAGACUAAAAAAAAAAAGAAAGAAAGUCUGCAGGAGCCUCUCUCUUUCUCUCUCCUCUUUUCAGUUUCUCUAUCUCUACUCAAAACAAAUAGAUCAAAUGUUAAAAAGACAACUCCAUAAAAAAAAGAAAUGGAUUUUCCACAGCAAAAGAAAAAACAAAAACAAACAAACAAAAAAUCGCAUCUAUGCAGCAUACCACAGAAAAAUUCCCUCUCUCAAAAAGAUAAAAUCUGGGGGCCAGGUAGUAAUGCACUGAGUUGAGCACAUAUAUAGCCAUGUUCAUGUACCUGGGUUCAAGCUCCUGGUCGCCAUCUGCAGCAGGGAAGCUUCACAAGUGGUAAAGCAGAGCUAUAGACCUCUCUCUCUCUCUCUCUCUCUCUCUCCCUCCUUCUCUAUG
Erinaceus europaeus (western European hedgehog) is the source of this 850-nucleotide messenger RNA. Its product is annotated as acyl-CoA-binding domain-containing protein 7-like. Gene Ontology annotation, biological process: fatty acid metabolic process. The transcript is spliced from 3 exons. The record is from RefSeq and is a predicted model, not a curated record. Lineage: Eukaryota; Metazoa; Chordata; Mammalia; Eulipotyphla; Erinaceidae. The coding region runs from base 10 to 276 and encodes 88 amino acids. Gene Ontology annotation, molecular function: fatty-acyl-CoA binding.